AUGGCCUACGUCGUUGCUUCGCCAAUGCCUAUACCUAGUGGUCGAUAUUCAGCCGGUCGCAACAUCGCCAUGAUCCUUGGCUGGACCUCUUCCGCCACUGCUCCCCCUCCGUAUAUUGGCCACACCGCAAAACCUAUGACAAUCCCUCGACGCUCCCGGCACAACUUGUCUUAUACCAACGUACAUCAUUUAGAGAAGAAGGCAAGCGUAGCUCUGGCCCCCUGCUACUCUGCUCCCGUCUACCUUUCCGAGCCAAGUGGAGAUGAGGCCUCAACCUCAGCCGUUGUCAACGCUACCGGCGUCGCCACAUGA
Fusarium vanettenii 77-13-4 is the source of this 312-nucleotide messenger RNA. RefSeq lists its product as uncharacterized. Bases 1 to 312 code for a protein of 103 amino acids. NCBI's taxonomy places the organism in Eukaryota, Fungi, Ascomycota, Sordariomycetes, Hypocreales, Nectriaceae. The record is from RefSeq and is a predicted model, not a curated record. The transcript is spliced from 2 exons.